Paraglomus occultum is the source of this 140-nucleotide messenger RNA. The record is from the annotation of a GenBank genome assembly. Lineage: Eukaryota; Fungi; Glomeromycota; Glomeromycetes; Paraglomerales; Paraglomeraceae.
UUAAGAUGCAACUUCCCAACACAAAGAUCGAAGAUAACACGGUGAGAGAAAUUGAGAAGCAAGCGAAAGGGAUUGAAUCUGGCUCUCAACAGUCUUUAUUUGAAUCAAAUCAUGAUAAUGUCGAAAAUUUGUACCAAUGA